Molecule: messenger RNA, 396 nt
Organism: Cooperia oncophora
Lineage: Eukaryota; Metazoa; Nematoda; Chromadorea; Rhabditida; Trichostrongylidae
Source: the annotation of a GenBank genome assembly
UUUUCAUUAUAUUCUCAUCUCAUUCAGGUACUUGAGAGUCAUCUAAAUCAAAGAAAGUUCCUCGUAGCGAAGGAGACACCAGAAUGUCCAGCUGUUCCGUUGGAGCGCUGCAUCUUCGAGAUGAACCUGGAGGCCAGCGGUUUCGGAUAUGGACUUCCGGCAAGAAUGGCCAUUCAGAUCGUCAAUCCCGUGUCGAACAUUUCGGACGAAGAUGCUGUGUUCUUCGACCGGGGAAGCGCGAAAUCAUUUAGUGCCAGGAGCAACUCCGUUCAGUUCCCUGUUGUCUUCAAUUCCAAUGUUACCAUGCAGUAUACUCGAUCCUACGGUACUCCGAAACUAAUCGUUCUUGUGCUCUUCCUCGAUGGUAAGUAUUGGCUCGGCGUCGGGUUAAGCUGA